This is a messenger RNA of Globicephala melas (long-finned pilot whale), 2196 nucleotides long. It is a transcript of the gene SGMS2, whose product is annotated as sphingomyelin synthase 2. Gene Ontology annotation, molecular function: sphingomyelin synthase activity; ceramide cholinephosphotransferase activity. Gene Ontology annotation, biological process: sphingomyelin biosynthetic process; ceramide biosynthetic process. The record is from RefSeq and is a predicted model, not a curated record. NCBI's taxonomy places the organism in Eukaryota, Metazoa, Chordata, Mammalia, Artiodactyla, Delphinidae. Gene Ontology annotation, cellular component: plasma membrane; Golgi membrane; endoplasmic reticulum membrane.
CUCCGCGCGCAAGGAGCCGUCCUCGGCAGCCAGAGCCCGGCCGGUGCUGCAGCGCCGCCGAGAGCGGCCUCGGAAGCGGCAGCUGCGGGAGAGACCCGGGAGGUGCUUCCCUGGCAGGGCCGAGGCAGGAGAGGGCGAGACCCCGAGCAAACUUUACAGCGGCUUCGGCCGGGGGCGGCUGCGGCUGCGGCAGCGGGCUCCGUCCGCUAGCAGACCCCGGGCCCGGGAGCUGGUGCGUCCGGCCGGGAAGAUCUGGAGCCCCAGGUGAGAGCGGAGCUAUCAUCCUCUGCCCCUCCCACUCUUCGCAGAAAGGAUCUGCUACAAGACUGAAUGUGUUCACUGCUUCGAGGACCAGGGACCACGGUGGGAUUUGCUGUGCUGCCAUCUGCAAACAGGAGGUUGGGUGCUUCCUGGUGCUAGAUCAGAAGUGUGAUUUGCGUCCGCUGAAGGUGGGAUAGUAACAUCUUUGGGGGAAAGAAAAUUGGCUUCCUUUCCUGAAAACGGUGAAUGUACAGCAGAUGGUUGCCCAGGAGGAACAGUAGUCCGAUGGAGACCCUCUAUGUUUUGUACUAGGAGACAGAAUCAGUUGUAAGAGUCCAUGUUGAUCUUGGCAGUAGAAGGAUUAAAAAAAGUUGAGUUUCCACAAAGAACAAGAACUUUACCAUCUCCUUUUUGAUCUGAAGACCGGAGGACAAUGGAUAUCAUAGAGACAGCAAAACUUGAAGAACAUAUGGAAAACCAAACCAACGAUCCUGCAAACACUUACACAAGACCUGCUGAACCUGUUGAAGAAGAGAACAAAAAUGGCAAUGGUAAACCUAAGAGUUUAUCCAAUGGGUUGCGAAAGGGCACCAAAAAGUACCCGGACUAUAUCCAAAUUGCUAUGCCCACGGAAUCGAGGAACAAAUUUCCCCUAGAGUGGUGGAAAACGGGCAUUGCCUUCGUGUACGCUCUUUUCAACCUCGUCCUGACAACCGUCAUGAUCACGGUUGUGCACGAGAGGGUCCCUCCCAAGGAGCUCAGCCCUCCACUCCCAGACAAGUUUUUUGAUUACAUAGACCGGGUGAAAUGGGCAUUUUCUGUAUCAGAAAUAAAUGGAAUUAUAUUAGUUGGAUUAUGGAUCACCCAGUGGCUAUUUCUGAGAUACAAGUCAAUAGUGGGGCGCAGAUUCUUUUUUAUCAUUGGAACUUUGUACCUAUAUCGCUGUAUCACGAUGUACGUUACUACUCUCCCUGUGCCUGGAAUGCAUUUCCAGUGUGCUCCAAAGCUCAACGGAGACUCUCAGGCAAAAGUGCAGCGGAUUCUACGGUUGAUUUCUGGUGGCGGAUUGUCCAUAACUGGGUCGCAUAUCUUGUGCGGAGACUUCCUCUUCAGCGGUCACACCGUUGUGCUGACACUUACUUAUCUGUUCAUCAAAGAAUAUUCGCCUCGUCACUUCUGGUGGUAUCACCUAAUCUGCUGGCUGCUGAGCGCUGCUGGGAUCAUCUGCAUUCUUGUAGCGCACGAACACUAUACUGUCGAUGUGAUCGUUGCUUAUUAUAUCACAACACGGCUCUUCUGGUGGUACCAUUCCAUGGCCAAUGAAAAGAACUUGAAGGUCUCUUCACAGACUAAUUUCUUGUCUCGAGCAUGGUGGUUCCCCAUCUUUUAUUUUUUUGAGAAAAACGUACAAGGCUCAAUUCCUUGCUGCUUCUCCUGGCCACUGUCCUGGCCUCCUGGCUGCUUUAAGUCGUCUUGCAAGAAGUAUUCACGGGUUCAGAAGAUCGGUGAAGAUAAUGAAAAAUCUACCUGAGGAGCAAAAACAAAGGCAUCAGCUCUUAGACCAAAAGAGUUAUCGCUGUAACCAAAGGUAUAGUUUUGUUUUUGUUUUUAUUUUAGGAGAACUGAUUGCUAAAUGAAGCAGACCAAAUUUUGUGCAAAUGAUUAGAAAGAUGAACGAAGUAUUACCCUUUGACUGGUUUUUUAUUCAUCCUGAGAAAGUUAUAUUCUCCUGCAGCUCUUCAUUCAUUGGUCACAAGCCCUCAAACUGGGAUUUUACUAAUGAGCUUGUUAAGGAGAUGCCAGAGAACAUACUGCUCCUUCCCUCAUUCUUUUUCUCCACUAAAGCUCUCUACUUCAGAAUUUUUUCAGGAAUCUUUUUCCCUCCAAGGUCAAAAGAAUUUGUUAAUGUUUUAAAUAAAAAUCUGAUAUAUACGG